Molecule: messenger RNA, 588 nt
Organism: Penicillium coprophilum
Lineage: Eukaryota; Fungi; Ascomycota; Eurotiomycetes; Eurotiales; Aspergillaceae
Exons: 5
Source: RefSeq, a predicted model, not a curated record
AUGCCGAACCCAGGCAAAAAACGAGCCGCUGAAUGGUGUACGUUCUGUGAGAUGGGCGGGCACACUCGUGAGGAAUGUCGGCGUUGGGCCGCCUGUCUGAGGGAUACGGUCGUGGCUACUCACGCAGCCAUAGCGGAGGCACACAAGCCCCCUCAGCCAAGGACCAACCCCAACAAGAAGACCCGACGUGGCCACCGCGGUGGCUCAAACCGCCAAGACAGGAAGUUCGUCCGUCACAAUGCUGCCCCCCCUGCCUCUCCCUCCUCGUCCUCCCCCUCCUGCUUCCUCUGCGGAGGGCUUUGGACGCACCUCCUUCAAGCCCAGAUGUAUGCUAACCUGGAAGUGAUUAUAGUGAACACCACCACCAGUGCUCAGGGUAGCCCUAGAGCGGGCAAUCUGGACCUGCUUCUGAGAAUAGGGCAGGUCUCUCAGUCUGAGGUGGACUUUCUUGUCCAGGCCUUGAAGGAAUUCAGGGAAAGAAGCGCUCGCGAAGACUUCGUAGAGAAACCCCUAAUUGAGGAUGAACCAUACCAGAAGGAAUUCAGCCAGGGCCCUAAUGUACAACCAGGAAGUGACGAUGAACUUGAC